Zingiber officinale is the source of this 1736-nucleotide messenger RNA. RefSeq names its product squalene synthase 8-like. Bases 185 to 1423 code for a protein of 412 amino acids. Gene Ontology annotation, molecular function: squalene synthase [NAD(P)H] activity. NCBI's taxonomy places the organism in Eukaryota, Viridiplantae, Streptophyta, Magnoliopsida, Zingiberales, Zingiberaceae. The transcript is spliced from 14 exons. The record is from RefSeq and is a predicted model, not a curated record. Gene Ontology annotation, cellular component: endoplasmic reticulum membrane. Gene Ontology annotation, biological process: farnesyl diphosphate metabolic process; lipid biosynthetic process.
GGGCAGCAAGCGACCGAAGGGUUCGCCAAACACACCACGGCGCCAGCUGGCUUUUUCCGUGUGUGGCCACCUGCUCGGGAGGCACUAAGCCGUGUGGAGAUCGGACUCUCUUGGAUAUAUUUAGGUUGGAUGGGAGGGCGAGGCUCCCGUUGUUAUCCUCGGUUGCCACGAACGCACCAGGGAGAUGGGGCUGUUAGGAGCGAUUGUGGCGCAUCCGGAGGAGCUCUACCCCAUGGUAAAGCUUAAGAUGUCCAUGGACCGCGUGCGACGCCAGAUCCCGGCGGAGCCCCACUGGCACUUCUCCUACUCCAUGCUCCAGAAAGUCUCGCGCAGCUUCGCUCUUGUCAUCCAGCAGUUACGCCCACAGCUCCGGAAUGCGGUCUGCAUUUUCUAUCUGGUUCUCAGAGCCCUAGAUACAGUUGAGGAUGAUACAAGUAUACCUUCUGAUAUCAAAGUACCCAUUUUGCAGAGCUUUUACUGUCACAUAUACGAUAGCCAAUGGCAUUUUUCAUGUGGCACAAAGGAAUACAAAGUUCUGAUGGAAAAAUUUCAUCUCGUCUCAACUGCUUUCCUAGAGCUUGACAGAAGUUAUCAAGAGGCAAUUGAAGAUAUUACCAAGAGAAUGGGUGCAGGAAUGGCAAAGUUCAUAUGCAAGGAGGUGGAAACAGUUGAUGAUUAUGAUGAAUAUUGUCACUAUGUAGCAGGAUUAGUUGGGCUUGGAUUGUCUAAGCUCUUUCAUGCUUCAGGUUCAGAAGAUCUUGCUUCUGAUAACUUGACAAACUCGAUGGGUUUGUUUUUGCAGAAAACAAACAUUAUUCGAGAUUAUUUGGAGGACAUAAAUGAGAUUCCAAAGUCUCGUAUGUUUUGGCCUCGUGAAAUUUGGAGCAAGUAUGCUGACAAGCUUGAGGAUUUCAAAUAUGCUGAGAACUCGACAAAGGCAGUACAAUGCUUGAAUGACUUGGUUACUAAUGCUUUGAUGCACAUAGAAGAUUGUCUGCAUUAUAUGUCUUCAUUAAAAGAUGUCUCAAUUUUCCAGUUCUGUGCCAUUCCACAGAUUAUGGCCAUUGGAACACUAGCUUUAUGCUAUAAUAACAUGCAGGUUUUCAGAGGAGUUGUUAAGAUGAGAAGAGGAUUAACAGCUAGGGUUAUUGCCCAGACAGAGACAAUGGCAGAUGUAUAUGGUGUCUUUUUUGAUUUUUCUUCUUUGUUGGAAUCUAAGAUUAAUGAUGAUGACCCAAAUGCUAGUCUAACUCGUAAGCGUGUACAAGCUGUAAAAGACUGUUGCAUAUCUUCUGGCUUGCUUAACAAAAGGAAAUUUCAUGUGCACAAUAGGAAAUCCUACACUUCAUUGCUGAUCAUGGUUAUCGUGCUUGUAGUGGCUAUGCUAUUUUCUUUGUCCCGACGCAAAGUAUUAGUAGAUUGAUGAAUGCCAUAAAGAAGGAACUACUAGUUACAGGAUUUUCCGCCAUUCAAAUAUGGACUAUGGUGGAUUGGGUGUCCUUGUUGAGGGCACCAUCAAGGAGCUCUUUUCUUCAGCUUGUGUGCAGUUUCUGUGUUCUUGUGAACGAACCAUAUUUUUUAGUUGUGAUGGAAAUGUGAUGGAAUGAACCAUAUUUUUUUUUUUUUGUUAAUGUUUCGUUAUCAAACAUGUUACUGCAAGAUUUCUUGUGAUUACAAUAAGAUCUAUUUGUACCAACCAUACAUUACAAGAGUAUAUAGAGAAUUUUGUCAAGGUA